Molecule: messenger RNA, 3139 nt
Organism: Candoia aspera
Lineage: Eukaryota; Metazoa; Chordata; Lepidosauria; Squamata; Candoiidae
Product: regulator of G-protein signaling 4-like
Exons: 7
Coding region: 101-1090 (329 amino acids)
Source: RefSeq, a predicted model, not a curated record
GGCUGGUUGAGGCGCGCGGGAGGAGCUGCCCGCCUGGCACUGGGGUGCAGCGGGACGGGAGCGUCGCCGGCAGCCCGCGAGCGAGGACCGGGCAGGGAAGAUGCUGAGCCCUCUCCAGAAGUGUGGCUCCGAAGGUUGUCUCCUUGACUGUGACUUUCUGCCGUGGCACCGGAGCGCCCUUCAAAGGCAGCACCAGAGCUGUGAGGAUCCGGAGCCGAGGAGUGACUGUGAAAGGCAGGAGAAGCCUUGCACCCCAAGCAUUCGUUUAGAUGACACCGAGGUGGUCAGCUGCCUUCAGCUCCCGCUCCAAGACCCGGGAGGGGUGUGGCGCUCCCGAAGCGAGGGACGUUUGGAUCAACAGGGGGCACCGUGCCAAGGGGAAACUGAGGAGGGGGACAAAACAGGAAGUGGGUGGAGCUUGCCGUCCCCCAAAUCUUUGAGGAAAGAGCGUCACCUGGGAGAGAAAGUGGCAGCGGCGAAGCAACACUUGAGGAAUUUCUUUGGAGGAUCAAAUAAAUCACUAGCCUCCAGUGUGGAAUCAGACCUAGGGUCAGACUGUGAUGGCAGCCACCAGAACACGCAGCAGAGGCAAAAACACCACCGAAGGAAGAAUAAGAGAAACUUCCUAAGGUUAUGGAGCUCAGGAAAUCAGGACCUCCAAUCACUAAGGCCAACUCCUGAGGAAGCCCAAGAAUGGGCAGAAUCUUUGGAAAAGUUGCUACUACACCCAUAUGGUCGGGCCACCUUUCAUGCUUUCUUGAAAUCCGAAUUCAGUGAAGAGAACCUGGACUUCUGGAUGGCAUGUGAAGAUUAUCGAAAGCUCCGGGGGUGUGACAAACUCCAAGAUAGUGCAAAAAAAAUUUAUGACCAAUAUAUCACCAUCCAAGCUCCAAAAGAGGUGAACCUGGAUUCCCAAACCAGAGAUGUCACCAAUCGGAACAUUUUGCUGCCCACCCGGUCUUGCUUCGACCAGGCCCAGAAGAGGAUCUUUGGGCUGAUGGAGAAAGACUCCUAUCCUAGAUUCCUCCGUUCUCUUGUCUAUCAAGAUGUGGCACAGCCUGAUGGACAGCAGCCGAAUGGCCCCUUGUAAACCUGCCGUAUUGGUCCUUCCUCUUCUUUUGAAGCCAGCCUAGCAAAGAAGAAACCCUGGAAAUUGCUUUGCUGUUUAGGAUGUUGACAAGCCAAGGGAUGUUUGGGAGACAUGGACUGCUAUGGUCCCAUUCUGUUGAGAUGGCGGACCUGUCCCAUUCAUAAACAUUACAGUGGAUAAAAGAGAUGGUGGAAAGAUGGACUCUUGCUCAUUUGGCAUGGACAGGUGGCUUUUCUGGACUUCAGUAAAAUAUUAGAAUUUUAGAAUGACAGGCAGAAUUGUGCAUAUUUUGUUUAUAUCAAAACAUACGGAAACAACUUUAUGUCAGGGCAGAUAAAGCUGGCUGUUGCCUGCACUGCUUCUGGCAUACGGUAGUGUUGUCCAGAUUGGAAAAUGAAAUAGCUGGUGGCCUGGUGUAUUUAUAAGUCUGUUUCAGCUUUGUCUCCUCUGAUGGGCAGAAGUUCUGCAAGGCCUUAAGCAGAGAAGAGCAUUUCCCACCCCCUUUUGUGGGAAAUAUUUGGGAUUGAAGUUGGGACUUUCAUGUCUUCACAAGUGCAAGCUCUGCCUCUGCCCUAAAAUCCCUCCCCAAGUUCAUACUGUGCCCACGUGGAAUUUGGGACAGUGCCUGGCAUUUUGGUUCCCUGAGACUCAACCAUUCUUCAAGAAGGAAUUGUAGGAAUGUUGUAGGGAUUCGGUUCAAGAUCCGUUUUCAAAUUUCCAAGUGAAUAGAAGCCGGAACCAUGACUCUGUAGCUGUCAAGCCCCACAUACUGUAGCUGGGCAAGACCAAAGAAUUAAACAAAAUUCAGUAAUGUCUCUUCAUCGUUUGGGGUAAACGCAGAAUCUGAGAAACUGUAUAAGGGGUUUUCCAGCUUCAUUUAUAAUCUUUUAAUUAUGCCAAAGUCUCCUUGAAUAGUUCGAGAUGCUUUUUCCCAGACUUCUCCCCAACUGCAUUGAGUUGCCGAUCAUGAGGUAAGCUUUCUACCAAUUCACCCAUUGAUCUCUUCCACUGCUUUCCCAGCCUUCCACAAUCUCUCACAGUGGCCUGGGGACUCCCUGGUCAGUCUUUCUGUGCGCACUCAGGCCUCAGAAGCCUCUUGAAGCACUAAAGGGAACAAAAAGGAUGGAGGUCUUCCAGUAUGUGGGCCUAACUAUCUUGCAGAAGAUCUAAGAUUGUUGCUCUCUGCUUUUGAGGUUCCUCAGGUCGGGCUCUCUUCUUCUCUUGCAAGAUGAGCUGCACUUGCUGGUCCACACCAAUUCACGCCUCAUUUCUCCUGUCCGAUAAAGAUGGAUAGUGUUCUGCUACCACAGCUAAGCAGAAGAAACACUUUCCUUGCUAAUCUGUGCAUGAGGAAUGACUGCAGCAACAGCUGUAACAGCAGUAGUGUUUCCACUCUGAAAGCCCUGCCUUCGAGUAGCAUCCAAUUUGUAAGAACUGCUGAGGAUUCAAUCUAGUUCUUUAGCUGGAUUCAGUUCUCACCCUGACGCAUACACUCAGACACAGUAAUUGGCAAGCAGGCUAAAGCCUUUGGGGUUGGCCAAACUUCGUAGAACGGCUGGAAGCUGGAAGCUGAGCCAACUGGAGCAGGAUCAGCAAGGAUUGUAAUGAUGGACCUCUUCCUUUGGUAGAGAAUUGGACUAAAUGGCCUUUAAAAAUACCUUCCAACUCAGUGGUAACAUUCGCUUUGGCUUCAAGACCAAGAUGCCAGUUUACUCAAGUGAGCUCAGAGAUGGCUGGUAGAAAAUGCCAUGGAGGGCUUAGAAGGGCAUGCCAAUCAGGAAGCCUGGUGAACCUGCCAUCUCUUAAAUAAUCACUGGACAGCACAGGAAAUACUGGCGCUCUCCAGAUACAACUGAAUCCAGUGCCACCUUGUGAUUCAGUUAAAUAAAGGCCAGCCCAGUCUGAGUUUGAGCAUGGCCCUGCACAGUCCACGUCCAGCUUUGCAGCGAACUCAGGUACAAAGUAAACUCUGCUAAGGUUUAGUUUUGCAAAAGUGGUAGGCUUUUAAAAAUGUCACUUGCCGCUGUGCUUAUUAAAAUACUUACUUUA